AUGGGGUUUCGCAACAACAACCUCGGCCUCCAACAGAUGUCCUUUCAGAGACCUCCAGACCCUGUGGAACUGCCAAGCUACAAGUGGCUCCUCACUGUUUACAGCAAGGACAUUCUACACAGGCUGGAUGACAUCAAGGCAGCCAUCACUUCAACUUAUGGGUCUAUCUUAAAAAUGGACUCGACUAAAAAAAUCACGAAAAAAUUGAGUGGGCCUGCGAAGGGGACGGCACAGUGGAUGACGUCUGUGGGCAACGAAUUCGGCCAGGUACUCAUCAGCGUCCUGACUACAGAUGAGGGUAAUGGGCUUGACGCGAUGACAGCGGGGUUGGUUGAGCGAUACAGAAGGGCAGGCGUUUCUCCACCAACUGUGCUCUAUGUGGACUGCCACUGCUGCAAGGAGGCGGGAGACACUAAGCUGAAGCAGCGGUUUGGUGGCUGGCCAGGUAUCAUCAUCCGCCUUGACAUCUGGCAUUUCAUGCGACGCCUGGCUGGAGGGGUCACAACAGAUGCCCAUCAGCUUUACCCCAUCUUUAUGGCAAGGCUGUCAGCAUGCAUUUUUGAAUGGGACGCUGAGGACCUUGCUCUCCUGCGAAGGGCCAAGAGGGAGCAGCUGACCAAAGAAGGCCUGCCCACGGCUUCUCUGACAGAUGUGAUAGUGGACAACUGCAUCACCAAGGCAGAGCUGGCACUUCACUGUAGGAGACGGACGCGCGGGACGGACAACACCAUCCGCCUCCUGGGGAAGCUGAUAGAGGAGCUCAGCGGGCCGAAAGGGAGAGAUGCAAUGGGAGUAGGUUUGUUUGAGCCGGUACGAAUACAGCACUUGUGGAAUAUCCAGAAGCGCCACGUGGGAUGCAUCCAGGACCUUCCAGAUGUGCCACUCUACACUCAAACGGGAACUCUCAACAAGGGUGGAGUGGCCUUGAAAACGUACAGAUGUGCCAGAGGUUCGACAUCCUUGGAGUCCUUCCACUGCCACCUUGCCAGGUUUAUUCCAGGGAACAGCGCCAACAGCCUCAAUUUCCAGAUUUAUCUUCUGGAAGGCCUGUUCCGUUGGAAUAAAGACCGCGCUGCAGCUGCACUUGCUGUUGGGGACGACUCACGCUUGCGGACCUACUCUGGGGAGCUGGUGUAUGCUGUCAACACCAACUACACAGCAUUAUUUGGCGUACCAUUGAUCCCUGGCUUCUCUCCACCUGCAGCAUACACAGGUGAGCUGAUUGGAGUCCAGUACUUGUUGAGGCAGAGUCGACAGCCCCUGGAGGACAUGACACCUGGGUCACCAAGGACCUCAGAAUUGCUGGAGGACAUCUCUGUAGAACAAGAAGUGGAAGAAGACGAAGGCUUCAUUGAUACUUUAGGAGAGGAGGCCAUUGUGGAUGUUCUAGUGGCACCAGAUGCUGAGCUUCCUGUCAUCCAUCGACCCACUCCCCAGGAUCCACGUGCCCAGCUGCCUACCGUCCAGGUGCCAACCCCUCCUCAGCUGUCUACCGUCCAGCUGCCAACCCCUCCACAGCUGCCUACCGUCCAGCUGCCAACCCCUCCUCAGCUGCCUGCCGUCCAGCUGCCAACCCCUCCUCAGCUGCCAACCCCUCCUCAGCUGCCUGCCGUCCAGGUGCCUCCUCAGCUGCCUGCCGUCCAGGUGUCUCCUCAGCUGCCUGCCGUCCAGGUGCCUCCUCAGCUGCCUACCGUCCAGCUGCCUCCUCAGCUGCCAACCCCUCCUCAGCUGUCUACCGUCCAGGUGCCUCCUCAGCUGCCUGCUGUCCAGGGUCCAUUUCUGCUGCCCGCUGCCCCGACUCCUCCUGCUCCUCCGGUGCGAGCAAGUGGACAUGGCAUUCCUGGACUGGCUAGAGCUGAUGAGUUGGCAGAGUACCUGGUUGAGUUGAGGAGCCAGACCAGCCUGGUACUCAGUCCACAGCAGGAGGACACAAUUGUUGGCUUGUGGCAGAACCUGGACCCAUAUGAUAAAGAGAAGUUGAAAAGCGGAAGUACACCCGCACAGUAA
Engraulis encrasicolus (European anchovy) is the source of this 2007-nucleotide messenger RNA. RefSeq lists its product as uncharacterized. The transcript has 6 exons. Bases 1 to 2007 code for a protein of 668 amino acids. The record is from RefSeq and is a predicted model, not a curated record. NCBI's taxonomy places the organism in Eukaryota, Metazoa, Chordata, Actinopteri, Clupeiformes, Engraulidae.